AUGCUCCGAGAUUUGAAUGAUGAUUCAUCCUUUCUUCAUAACCGAUUUGUCGAAAAAUUGGCUGAUGAUUCCGAAGUUGAUUGUCCAAAUAUGUGUUCUCAAGGAAAAGUGAAGAGAGGUAAUUUAAAAGAACAUUUGGAGAAGUUUUGUGAGAAUAUCAUUCGACCCUGUGCAAUGAAAAAGUUCGGAUGUAACUUUGAGGGUAAUUUUAAUCAAUUACAAAAUCACAAAAACGAAUGUGCAUAUAUAAAGUUGGCAGGUGUUCUGGAAUCGUAUGAAAAUACAAUUACAGAUUUGAGAAGAAAAUGUGCAAACGCUCAACAGGGAGAAGAGUUCAAAAUGAAAAUAUCGACAUUGGAGCAAACUAACGAAUUGUUAAGAUUAGAAAAUGACGAAUUGAAAGAAAAAGUCAGAAAACUGCAGAAACAAGCUCAACAUUCUUCGACACAACAGUCAAGCUCUUCACAGAACAAUAAUGCCAAUACCAGCACAUAUCAAGAUCGAUCAAAUCAUCAACGACAGAACAACAGUUACAGUAAUACUAAUAAUUAUAAUAAUCAAAACAAUUAUCACAAUAAUAAUUAUUACAACAGCCAUCAUCAACAUACGAAUCAUCAUCCUCACACUCAGCCAUCUUCUCAUGCUUAUACAAAUACUAAUAAUUUUUCCCAUAAUCAAAAUAGGUCAAAUACAAGCGACGAUCAUUAUCACAAAUCUGGGGACAAGCACAACAGACGGAGUAGUAACAAGGAUAAUUGCAAACAGCAAUGA
This is a messenger RNA of Naegleria fowleri, 771 nucleotides long. RefSeq lists its product as uncharacterized. The coding region runs from base 1 to 771 and encodes 256 amino acids. The record is from RefSeq and is a predicted model, not a curated record. Gene Ontology annotation, molecular function: zinc ion binding. The transcript has a single exon. NCBI's taxonomy places the organism in Eukaryota, Heterolobosea, Eutetramitea, Acrasida, Naegleriidae.